CUGUGAAAGCAAUAAUUUCUCCUUCUCUCUGGUGGCAUUCUUGCAGCCAUUGAGAAAUACUGUGAGAGCUGUGAUUGGUCACAGCUUGUCACAUGGUACAAGGCUGUUGUGAAUGGACUUGUACCAUAUUUCACUAGUAGUAAGCAAUGAUGUCAGCAAGUGACAACUUGCUUACUACUAUUCAUGUGAUCACUGAUUGGCCAAUCAGUGAUCACAUGAUCAGGACCUCACACAGAGGUCCCGUACAGCGAUGGGUGCUGCGUGCUCUCAGGGAGCACAUACAGGCAGGGAAUGCGGGAGGAUGUUUAUAAGCAUCCAGACGCUCCUACACUGCUCCCGUCCAGCCAUUUAUGUACAUGGGCCGGGCGGGAAGUGGUUAA
Messenger RNA from Staurois parvus, 380 nucleotides. NCBI's taxonomy places the organism in Eukaryota, Metazoa, Chordata, Amphibia, Anura, Ranidae. The record is from the annotation of a GenBank genome assembly.